AUGUCCCCAAAGGCCGUUGAUUUUUUCUAUAAAGCAAGCAUCGUCAAUAGAGGUGCCCAUGUCGUUGAAGAGCAUAGCUUUUUAUUUGAGGCGAAGCCUCUGAACAUCACUGAUGCUCGAGUCUAUCGUGGACUUCAUUGUACACCUGAAUAUUCUCCACGAGGUAACUGUGGAUCACUAGCUAAGCUUGGCGAUGUUGUGGAGGUCGAUGAUGGCGUCGGUGGUCUCCAAGUAUUUGACCAAUCACCGCACUGA
Prunus armeniaca (apricot) is the source of this 255-nucleotide messenger RNA. The record is from the annotation of a GenBank genome assembly. Lineage: Eukaryota; Viridiplantae; Streptophyta; Magnoliopsida; Rosales; Rosaceae.